AUGGCAGCAUUGAAAGGCACAAAGCCAAACUUGUGGCAAAAGCUCACUACUGUCAAACUUCUUAUUUCCCUUGCAACAUCAAAUAAAUGGUUUCUACAUCAACUUGAUGUUGAUAACGCUUUUCUACAUGGGGAACUUAAUGAAGAGGUGUAUAUGCAACCACCUCCAGGUCUGAUUGUCCACAAAGAAGGACAGUCAAAAUCUGACCAUUCAUUGUUCAUUAAAAGAACAAGCACAAGCUUUACUGCUUUAUUAGUAUAUGUGGAUGAUAUUGUAUUAGCAGGAAACUCUAUGGAGGAAAUAAACUGUAUAAAGGGACUUUUACAUAAGAAAUUUCGAAUCAAGAAUCUCGGAGAGCUCAAAUACUUUUUGGGAUUGGAAGUUGCCAGGUCCAAAAAGGGUAUACAUUUAUGUCAGAGAAAGUAUGCUUUAGACAUACUUGAGGAAACAGGAAUGCAGGGGUGCAAGCCUUCUUCCACUCCUUUCCUAAGAGACACCAACCCUCUAUACAGAACAGAUGACUACCUGGAUGACCCAGGUCCAUACAGAAGAAUGAUAAGGAAGUUGUUAUACCUCACAAAUACUAGACCAGACUUGUGUUUUUCAAUUAAUCUUCUUAGCCAAUUCAUGAAAUCACCUACUACUCAUCAUUAUAAAGUUAUCCAACAUAUGCUUAGAUAUAUUAAGUCUACACCAUCUGAUGGACUAUUUUUUGCUGCAGAUUCUGCUAUGCAUUUGAAGGCCUUCAGUGACUCUGACUGGGCUACGUGUCCUAGCACAAGAAGAUCUACUACUGGAUUUUGUGUUUUCCUUGGGUCAUCUCUCAUCUCUUGGAAAUCUAAGAAGCAGGGAACUAUUUCCAGGUCCUCUACUGAAGCUGAAUACCGUGCCCUUGCAGCCACUGUAUGUGAAAUACAGUGGCUCCGUUAUCUCUUACAAGACCUUCAAAUUGAAGAAUCUGGGGUUCCUGUUCUAUACUGUGACAACAAGUCAACGCGACAUAUUGCUCAUAAUCAGAGCUUCCAUGAACGAACCAAGCACAUAGAGCUUGAUUGUCACGUGGUACGCGAGAAAAUUCAAGUUGGGCUCCUAUAUCUCCUUUCAGUCUGA
Molecule: messenger RNA, 1110 nt
Organism: Vigna radiata var. radiata (mung bean)
Lineage: Eukaryota; Viridiplantae; Streptophyta; Magnoliopsida; Fabales; Fabaceae
Exons: 3
Coding region: 1-1110 (369 amino acids)
Source: RefSeq, a predicted model, not a curated record